AUGGCGACACCAGGAGAUUCUCAGGACGCGAGUGCGUCUUGGGGGACAGGUCAAAGUCAAGCCUUUCUUCCUGAGCGUUCUCUCCCAGCCUGCCUGGCGUCCAGCACAGACGUCCGCUCCUCUCAGUCCACCUCAUCUCCUUCAAACAUUUGUUCUUCCUCGUCUGCCUCCUCUUCUUCUCCUUCUCUCGCUUCUUCUCCUUCUCCCUGCGUUGUAUUCCCUCCUUGCUCGGCCUCCUCGUCGCUUUCUGCUGAUCUGCCUGCUCUGUCUCCCUGUCCUUCUCUGUUGUCUCUGUUGCCGGCGUCUCCGAAUUGGUUUGCGGCAGCUGUGCUGUCUGUCCAUCCGCAAACGACGGUGGCGCUCCUGUGUUCCAAGUCCGCGAUUUUUCUCUUCGACCUCGUGUCUGCAUGCCCUGUUUCCUUCAUCGACUGUGGCCUCUUCGCGCGGCCUGUGGGAGUCUCCUGGCUUCUCUCCCCGGCCUCGCUUCUUCCGCUCUUCCGCUCCUCGCAGCCUGCGUCUGCCGGCAGUGCAGUCCGAGGAGACUCGCCGAGGUCGCAGUCGAAGAGCGAAGCGCCAGACGCGACGCUCGCGACCGCGCGAACGGCGUCAGACUCCGGAGAGGAGCAGCAGCCAACCUGUCGCUCUCACGCUCUCUGUUGCGGCAUCGCAGCCGCCACCCCUCGAGACGGAGACAUCUGGGACCCUGCCGCAGUUGUCUCUCCCUUCUCGCCGUUCUUCGUUUCGUAUCACCAUGACCGUUCCGUACGCCUCUGGCGCGUCGAGGCGGCACUGGCCUCGCUCUUCUCGGCAGAACCGGAGGCACCUGCAGACUCGAGACCUGGCGCCGCGUGCGAAGCUGAACGUCGGGCGCUGCCCUCUUCUCCGGGAGGAAAAAUGAUUUCUCAGGUCGCCAUUCACCGCUCCCACAAAGACGACGUCGCCGCUCUCGCCGUGUGGACCGGCUCUCCACGAGAAGGCCUCGCGCCGCGCCGGACGGCUGCGGCCAGGCGCCGAGGGUCCGGCGAGGGAGCACCGGAAGACGCGCAACGAGGCGAAGGCGAAGAAGGCGAGCAGGCAGCAGGGGACAGCCUCAGGGAGACGCAGAGGGAUGGCCAGGAGACAGAGACAGAGCUUGGAGGAUUCUGUGUAACAGGCGACAAACGCGGCCGUGUCAUUCUUUGGUGUCUCUCUCCGCAGAUCUUCCGGAGGCCUGCAGACUCUCGUGAAGAGCCACAGCGACGACAUACAACCACAACAACGCUUGGCUUCAGUCCUCUCCCCGGCCGAGCUGUCUCCGCGCUCGCGCUUGUGCAGCCCAGUCGCGAGGCCGCAGAAUGCUUACUGGCUGGCGAAGCUCAGGCCCACACUGGAGACAAACAAGGAAGUUUGGACUCCCUCGCUGCGCCGGAGAAGACACACGCUGGCUGUGAAGACGAUGGACCUGACGGUCCAUCGUCUUCACAGCCUGCAUCGGCUUUUUCUCAUCCCCAGAGAGUCGACGCGGAGCACCGCUGUCUGCGGGCGCCCCUCGUCGCCGUCGGAUACGCGACAGGAACUGUCUUGCUUGUCAACCUCUUUGAAGAGCAAGUCCUGCAAUGCUUCCAGCAUCAUUCCGACGAGAUCUGUGCUCUCGCCUUUCUGUUUCCUCCUGUCGCCUCCUCCUCGGAGUCGGCUCUGUCUUCGCUCGCCGCAGACGGGUCUCCACACAGCGCGUCUCGCCUCUGUCUCCUCGCUGGGAGCCGGGAUGGCCAAGUGUCUUUCUGGGACCUGGCAGGAGAGCGGCCCGCGCUGCUGCAUGCGUUCUUCGUCGACGAUCCCCACAAACAAGUCCUCCCCCUUUGCUCUCCCUCACCAACCAACAUGCCUUUCUCUCCUGGAGAUUUCUCUUCUUCUUCCGCGUCUUCUUCCGCGUCUUCCGCGUCUUCUUUCUCGUCUUCUUCCGCGUCUUCUUCCGCGUCUUCCGCGUCUUCUUCCGCGUCUUCUUCCUCGUCUUCUCCGGGGACUCAGAGGAAAAGUAAAGGGAAAGGAAGGGAGAAGGGAGAGCGUCCAGGUGGUUCUGCGGAGCGGCGCUGGCUCUGCAUGCAUUGGCAGCCGAUUAUGCCGGCUUACGUCUUCUUUGGAACUUCCGCAGGGCGUGUGUAUCUCUGGCGGGUGUCGCCUCUGCUCCCUCAGUCCAAUCCGUCGCAGUCUUCUGCAUCUGCUCUCGCUCCCUCUCCUGCGUCCUUGGUUUCCUUCACUUCUCCUUCUCUCUCCUCAGCGCCUUCUCCGAGCUCGUCUGCGAGUCUUGCCGUUUCCUCCGCGUCCUCGCCUCCGCAAGAGCCGCCUGCGUUGCAGGUUCCGUCUGCGGCGCCUGGCCCUGAGGCUGAGGAGGGCCCGCAGACCGAGGCCGCAGGCGCGACGAACGCAGCGAAGGAGCAAAAGAAACGCGCGACGCGGAAGAAGGAGAAGAAAGAGAAAACGGAGACGAGCGCCUCGGCGUUUCUCCCGCCGGUCAUGUUGACGCAACCCCACACGCGUCCCGUUUUCUCCAUUGGGGGAUUUGGCUUUUGGUCUCGCCAUGAAGGCCCCUCGCCCCUCGCUUCUGGCCUCGCCCCUCCGCUGUCUCCCCGGCCCCCCACCGCCCAUGUUCUCCUUUUCACUUCGUCAAUGGAUCGCCGCUUGUCUCUCCUUGACUUGUCUCUGUCCCCCUGUCUCCCCCAGUCGCGUUCAGAGUCCUCUCUCCAGAGCCGAGAGGCGACAGAAAGGCCGCCCGCGGAAGCGCCUUCCUGGCGGUCGCAAGAGGCGCUGACGACGGAGAAGCCGCGGCCGCGAGCGACCGUGCACGCUCCCCUCAAAGGAGGCGAGACCCGCGUCCUCUGGCACCUGCACACUCUCGGCGGGUGGGUGAAUUCUCUGUCUGUUUCGCCUUCUUCGCAUCUUCUUGUGGGAUGCGGAGAUGCCACAGUCCGUGUAGUCGAUCUCCUCCAACUUCUGCGACAGGAGAAGCCGGACCGCGGGAUGCCGCGGUCGCCUCGCUGUGCGUCACUGCCUCUGUCUCGCGCGCCGCCGGCGCCCUGCCAGCGGACCUCCGCCCCAGAAGAAGGCCCCCGACGGGAGUGCAGUGGAAGAACCGCCAGUCCUGACGCAGGCACCCUGCGCGCCUCAGCUUCCUGCCUCACCCACACCCCUGGGGCAGAGACCAAGCAGACGCGAGCAAAGGAGGCGCUUCUCGCGGCGAUGAACAGACGGGGCGAAGCGGCGCUUGGAAGCCAGGCCUUCUCGUCGCUGUCGCUCUGGCGGGGCCUUUUGGCCUCCGUCGAGCGGGUGACCUGGCACCCCACAGUUCCCGAAGUCUUUGCGUUUGGCCUCGCAGACGGCAGCAUUGGUCUCGGCUUUCUCUCGGGGCUAGAGGGCUCGUCUGCGGCUCUUCCGCUGGCCUCUCCUGCGACGUCGUCGCAAGUCGUUCUCCUCUCCAAAGCUCCUCUUCCCGGCAAAGUCACCCGUCUCCACUGGCUCCGGUGCCCAUCCGAAGAGGCAAUCGAGUCGCUGCUUCUUCCAUGGCGCUUCAGGGACAGAGAUACAGGCGACGCAGAACAACCUGGGUGUAGAGACCCAGGCGACAAGGGAGAUAGAGGAGACACAGGAGAUAGAGGAGACACAGGAGAUCGAGGAGAGAGGCGAGAAGCAGUCGAAAGCAAAGGUGAGGGCGGAGGACGACAGUUGGAGGUUUUGCGAGAUUCAAGGAGCGCGAAACGCGAGAAAGGAAGAGUGAAAGACACGACGAGAGACAAAGGAAACCCCUUCGCUGUCUGGUGUCUCCUUUACGGCACCGAGGCCGGGGCCUUGCAGGUGACGAGUCCUCUGCCGGAGUAUCUCCUAGCGAAGAAGAACGCGAAUCUGAGCGCGGUGUCUGCCUCAGUGUGCUCCGUGAAGCCUGUCAGUUCGCCUCGCUCCGGAGAAGGCUCGGGGGCCUAUGCAAACGGAGGAGGAGAAGAAGAAGCGAAAAACAAACCUCCACUCUCAGAGGCAGAAGGCUCCGGCGCAGGGUCUUCGGGUCAACAGGACGGGGAGGAUGCUCCGUCGAGGACUCACUCGCCAGCGCUGGAGACACCUUGCGGCGCCUGUUCAAAUGGAGACAAAGAAGAUACAGAAGAGGGGGAAGAAAGCAGAGACAAGACGACUCUCGAAGUGGAAGGAAACAAAGACAACAAGGGCGUUGAACUGGAAAAGAAGAAAGAGAAGAUGAAACUUGAACUGGCGAAGAGAAACAAGAAAAAACAGGAACUCGAGGGGCUUCCGUUCGUGCUGUCCUCAGUAUCAACUGCUGUGGUUCAGGCCUUGAUCGCCGCGUCCUGUCGCGGGACUUCGUCUCGGAGCCACAGGGUCGAGAACAAGGAUGUCGAUCGAGACAGCAACAGAGAAGAGCAAAUACAAAGCUCUGGUCAAAUCAACGAAAUCAUUAGAGGCAUCCACGGAGCCAAAAGCGGAAAUGAAGGGGAGGCUGAAACUGGCGGGUGCUGGGACCUGGUUUGCCUUGUGCGGGAACGCGGAACGGGUCUUCAAGAAACCUCAGCGGCGAGGUCUGGCGAACCAACGGUGAACUCCGACGCAGCAUGUGAUCUUCUUUUUCUUCUUCCUCUCGCUUCUCAUACUUUGUUUUCGCAAGCGACUUCCUCUGCACAUCUCUUCUCUCCUUCGGAUCUCGCUUCCUCGAGUGUCUCUUCUCCCUCUUCUCCUGGGUCGAGGUCCGGCGGCCUCUCGCCUGUCGCCUUUCUCCCCCUCGGCUCCGUGGCGCUGCCUCUGAAGGCGGUCGCAACUUGCGCCUCCUCGACGGCGCCUCAGUGGUGCGUUGCAUGCGCGCAGAGAAGACAGGAGCGACUCGCGAGGGCGGAGCUCAGGGGGCAUGUUGAGGGCAAACCGGGAGAAACAUGGGAGCGAGCACAGGUGAUGGCGAAGGCCGAAGCAGGCGACUUAGGACUCGGUAGUCAGUUCUUUUGUCCGUUUCCUUUGCCCUCGUCAGGGAAGUUGUUUCCGCCUUGCAUGCAGUUGCUCGCUAUCGGAGACGCCACCGGGGCCUUGUGGGUCGGUGCCUGGCCUCUGCUCUUCGAGGCUCUCGUCUUUGGCGAAGCCUCAGAGCGCCAUUCUGCCACUGUUCCUGCUUCCGCUCUCCAAAACGAAACGACUAGAGAAUCUCUUCUCUCCGUCUCCAGUCCUGAAAGUGUACGCGAUCCGAAAUGUCCUCCCCUUUCCUCUUCUCACUCUUCAUCUUCUUCUUCGCCGUCUUCUUCUUCUGCAUCGCCUCCUUCCUCGGGACCUCUGGGGCCGUCUUCCACGUCGCUAGGAACCGCUGCUUUCUCUCUCUCUUCUCCUUGUUCGUUUCCUUCCUCUUGCCCGUUUGCAGAGCUCUCGCUCUCGUUCUCUCCGGCCUCUCUGUGGGUUCAAAUUCCGUCCGGCGAGAAGCCGGGAGGGCGCCUCGGAUGCUGCGAUGAGGCCCCGCGGGUGCAUGCAGUUCGUGGGGGGAAAGGACGAGCGACGGAUGUCUCCUUCGGCACCCGCUGGGUGGAGCAAAAGGAGACAAAAGGCGAGCGACAGUCGACAAAGUUCCUCGUGGAAAUUCUCCUCGGAGCCAUCUUCGCGUCUGGAGUUGCAGAGGUCUUCGUGAUCGCACCCGCAUGCACCUUCGAACGACAGAACGACGCGGGGCCGCAGGAGCAGCUUGGAGCAGGCGAGACAGCGCGUGGACUCCCAGAGAAAGACGCCAACGAGGCGACAACGCUAAACAACCGGGGAGGCUUACACAGCGAACAAGCAGAAGGCGGUGGAUCUAAAGAAGAGAGAAAAGGACGAACGGAAGGAAAUGGAAGGAGAGAAGAAGAGGAGAAAGUUGUGUCGCGUGGCAGUGGUCUGCGAGUGUGCCUCGUGGGGAGACUUGACCGAGCUGCAUGCGCUGCGAUCUCUCAGGGCCAAGGCGCCGAGAAACGUGAGGCGAAGAACGAAGGCAAAACUCAAAAGAAAGGGGAAGCCGAAACGACGGAGAUCGGACGCGACACGGUGAAGAAGACCGAAGCGGAGGAGAACGAGAACGAGAAGAAGCUCGGGGGAGAGCAAGCGAAGAAGGAAGAGAAGACCGAAGACGAGAGGAACGAGAGGAACGAGAGGAACGCAGAGGCAGAGAAAGAGAAGGAGGAGAAGAAGAAGAAGGAAGGCGGCAACGGAAAGAAGGAAGGGAAAAGCCGGGGGCUUGACCAAGGUGGUGCUCUUCUUUCAUGCUGUUGGCAUGAACAGCCCAUUCCUCCAAGACUUAAAUUGAUCAUAGGUGGAGUCGAACAAAGCGUCUUCGUCUGGGACCCCCUGGCCCUCCCUGCCUUUCCACCUUCUCCCGCAUGUAGGUCUUCCUCUGCUUCUUCUCCUUCUGCUUCCUCCGCUUCUUCCUCUGCUUCUUCUCCUUCUGCUUCCUCCGCUUCUUCCUCUGCUUCUUCUCCUUCUGCUUCCUCCGCUUCUUCCUCUGCUUCUCCUUCUGCUUCCUCCGCUUCUUCCUCUGCUUCUUCUCCUUCUGCUUCCUCCGCUUCUUCCUCUUCUUCUCCUUCGGCUUCCUCCGCUUCUUCCUCUUCUUCUCAUCUUUCUGCUUCCUCCGCUUCUUCCUCUUCUUCUCCUUCGGCUUCCUGGGGGAGAUGUGACGAGAAGGACGGCGAGAAGCGAGCAACCUCUGAGUGUGAUUUUCCACAACCUGACAGAGGCUCUCGCCAGCAGCCUCGGGCAGCGGCAGCGGGCGCCAGCGAGGGUGGGUUGCUUCCUUUUUUCUUGGAUCUUUCUUCUUUUUCGCGACCUCUCCUUCUCUCGCUCUUCACAGUCUUCGUCCUGCUGACGGCGCCCCAUGCAGCGCAGAGUGGCGCCUCGCGAGGGGGAACCGAAGAACAGAGAUCUCCGCCAAAGGAAAAAGGGAGCGUUAGAGAAGAGAAGAAGAUAGAAGAAAGACCGGUUGGUGUGGGCCUCGCUGAACCGGAGACGCCUCUCCUCGCUCUGCUCUACUUCUUUCUCGGACCUUCGUGUCUGCCAUCCCUUCUCUCCAAUGCACAUAUGUCUGCUCUCUCUUCCCUUCUCUGCCAUGUCCAGUCUUCUCUUUCUUCUUCGUCGGCUCCCUUGUCUGCAUGCGCGCCUUCUGUGGCUUCCUCGCCCCCUUCAGCUUCUCCCCAGUUCUCGUCUGCUUUGUCGAGGGAUCAUCCCCCGCAUCCUUCGCUCCUCCAGGUGGAUGGACAGCGCGGUGUCCCCACAGCUCGCCAGCUGCUGGUUUCGUCCGUAUUCGCUGCGCUCGCUCGACAACCGUCGGCGGGAGACGCGGGCGCUUCUUGGUCGCGUCUCUUUCUUCUCUGGCACGCUGUGUGUGAACAAAAUCACCACCGCCAGCGGGCAGACGCGAGCUCCGCUGUUCACCGAGCUCUCCUCUGGGGGGGGCGGCUGCCGUGGAUGGUCCGUCCGUCUGCGGAGCAACGGCGUUCUUCUGAAAAUCAAGAGCCUUCUUGCGCAACGUCUUCAGUGGCGCCUUGCUCCUCUCCGUCCUCAUCUUUCUCGGCGGACGCUUCGUUGGCGCCGACGCCUUCGGAGUGUCUUUGGCUAGCCCUCGGGAGUUCGACGCUUUUCGGCGAGAAUUCGGAGGCGCAGCAGAGGUGGAAAGUCCUCGUUUCCAGUUUUGUGCAGCACAGACUCUUGGCAGCGGAACGUCUCCUGGCAGGAGACCGCGCAGCCUCGCAGGACGCCUGCGCCAGUGCUGAAGCGAGGGAAAACGCCAAUGGUGCGGUUCAUGAAUGUUGUGCUCUCCUCCUGAGUGUCGGCGAGACGGAGGAGGCCAUUUCUGCAUUGCGGCGGUGUCGCCUGUUUGGCCAUGCCUUGCUGCUUUCUCGCCUUUACGCCUUGGAGGAAGCCGUCGUGACCGAAGAUCUCAGUCGACCUGUCGCGGGGCCGUCCCCGCGGGGAGCCGUCUCCAGAGACGCCAGAGCGUUUUCCAUUGAAGAGAGAAGUUCCGAGGCUGCAUGCGAUGCGAUUCUUCUUCACUGGACAGAACGCCUCCUCGAAAAACGUCAACUCCUCGCGGCUGCUCUCUUGGCCGUCGCGGCCAGAGAGCGCCUCCUCGCCGCGGCGAUCCUCCUCGAGCCAGGUGUAUGUCCACCGGAGCCUGGCCCUCGGGUGGCAGAUCCCGGACGCCGGGAGGGAAGGAGGGGAGAAAGCGUAGGCAGCGAGAGAGGCGCGAGCCUGGAGAGUCGAGAAGAAAGGAACCGAGAGCAGAAAGGAGACUUGGAGAUCGAAAAGGAGAGAGUUCUUCUGCUUCUGCAUGCUCUCUGGUGCGCUCGAGUGGGUGUCUCAGAUCUCUUGCAAGAGCGAGACGAAAGCGGCGCUGUGCGAAGGGCGGAGCAGCGGAAGACUUGUGACUUUGGCAACGACGCAGAGAGAGAGAAAGAAGCCAGGGAAGAAGAGAGAAGCGUUCAUCCCGAAGACGAACGUUCGGGGAGUGCGAGGUGUAAGACGGCAGCGCGAAGGGUGUCUCUCAUGCGUGACGUCCUCGACGGGCGGUUUCCUCUGUGUCGAAAACUGCUCCUUUCGCGAUUCUCGGUGCUCGCAAGACCUGGCGAGGAAGAGCAGCCAUGCGAGCCUCUAGAAGCGGGGAGAGACCUAUGGACGAAGCGGUCUUGUCGUGACUUUUCGUCUGGGCUCGAACAUGUUUCAGACACAGCUCUAGUUGAGACUCUUCUUCCUCUCCAUCUACGCGCUGCAGCAACCUUAGCAACGGCCGGUCCCCAGUUCUUCGCAUCUGCUUGUCGCAUUCUCUCUUGUUCUGAGGUUCCUUUGUCGGCUCGAUCCUCUCCAAUCGUCCCCAAGGUGGUGGAUGCCGCGGCCGACUCUCCCUCGUCCGCUCUUCGAAGUGAUGUCUCUGUUUCAUCUUCCUUCUCGUCUCUUGGCCUCCGAGACGGGAGGAGGCAUGAUGAAACUCUUUACCGAUGUGCAUCUGGCGAACAGACAGGGCACGAAGAGAAGGAAGGUGCAAUCCUUCUCGAUGAAUUGCUUCGGCUAACUUCCUUCGCGCCGCUUCUCAACGAGUUCCCGUCUAAAAAAGAGAAUUCGGGGAAGGACAAGGUGACUGCGCUUGUCCGGCAAAGUCUCCAGGGUCACCAAGCAGUCUUUGUUGCCCAGUGGCUUCUGGCUUGCCUCGCCGGCGGGGGGUGGUGCCUAGCUGGAUGCCUAGCUAGCCAAGGCCAAGAGAGCUCGCGGUUCCGACUCGAUGGAAACAGCCGCCCCCAGCGCCAGCUCCCGGCCGUCUCCCCCCGCAGUCUCCACCGUUUUCUCUCCAAGUGGCGCGAGUUCCGGGCGGCCUCCCCGGAAGGGUGUGGGGACUUCGAGACACCGGCGGCUAGCCACCGAGCUAGCGAAAACACAGGGGCCGGCGUUGUCGCGGCGCUCGAGAGCUUCGAAGCCGCAGUCAAGUUGCGAGUCUCUUCAUGCAGUUCGGAAACAAGUCCUUCUCCCUCUGGGGGGACGGCUGUGCCUCUCGACGCCGCGGAACGUGGAGAAUGCGAGAAAGACGAGAGAAGGAAACAACGUCCACCUCCAGUGUCAGCACCCGAAGUCGCGGAAAUCCACCUUCUGUCGAUCGCUCUUCAGUGGGCAUGCAUACUUCUGCUCCACUGCGAACUGCCGACAGCGCCUCUCACGCUGAAGCUCCCCGUCGACAUGUCUACUGCUAGCGAAGGCGGACCUGUUCACUCUCCCAACAAUACCCAGCGGGCCGAGGGACCUUGCGAAGACGAGGAACGCGGGGAUUGCCUCUCUGUGUCUCUCUUUUUCAAAGUGUAUGCGGACGAAGACACCGCUCUCACUUCAUCGCUCGAUCGCACCCGUCCCUGCUGGGAAGCAAGGGUCCUGGCUUCCGAGCUUCAAGUUCUUCUCAUCAAGGUCGCUUAUCGGCCCUUUAUGCAUGAAGUUGGUGGCGUUGCUUCUCUCGAAUAUGCGGCACGGUUUCUUUCUUCUCUUCUGCGUCUUUUGCUCUUGGUCACCGCCCACCCUCUCCAGUUCCCCCAUUUCCACCUGCGUCCUCAGACUGACGGAAAUCCAGAAGAUUUCGCACAAGAGAAGGAAGGCAGUGACGAAGCUCUCUCCUGUGAGGAAGUAAAGGUGGAGACCAGUCUGGAGGCUGCUCGAGUUUUGGGCUGA
Molecule: messenger RNA, 10179 nt
Organism: Toxoplasma gondii ME49
Lineage: Eukaryota; Apicomplexa; Conoidasida; Eucoccidiorida; Sarcocystidae
Product: WD domain, G-beta repeat-containing protein
Exons: 4
Coding region: 1-10179 (3392 amino acids)
Molecular function (GO): protein binding
Source: RefSeq, a predicted model, not a curated record